Moneuplotes crassus is the source of this 2001-nucleotide messenger RNA. The record is from the annotation of a GenBank genome assembly. Lineage: Eukaryota; Ciliophora; Spirotrichea; Euplotida; Euplotidae.
AAAUGAAUAAAGGUGAAGAAGAGGAAUACAUCCCACCUCCAGUUGAGCCGAGAGGACAGAACCAAGUCGCUGACAGCCGUGGAACUAUCGAAAGAAAUAAGAGAAGGUUUGUAGAAGAGAUUACCAAGAUCAGACUCGAUACUGAUGAAGCUGAAAAUGACAGAAGGAUCAAGGAAAAUAAAGAAAAGGACCAGAGAUACGAUGACAUUCAAACUGAAGUUCAUAAUAGCUACCAAAAGAACAUCCAGAUUGACUUUACCUGGGAAGAACUUGAAGAAAAGGAGGAUUGUGAAGAGCUUGCCCAAGAAAUCGAAAUGCAGAAGGCCAAGUGUCAGUCUAUUAUUCAAACUAAGGAGAAGUUAAUCAAACAGUUCCAGGAUACCCUCAAAGGAAAGGAUGCUGAGUACCAUAAAUCUCUGGAAACUCAGUCCCUAAACAUUGAUAAGUUGAUUGAAAUAAUGAGGAGACAAUUCAAUGCAAUGAGAGAUGAGUACAACACCCAGCUCAAUGAAAUCGAAGCAGCAUACAAAAAGGAAAGAGAAGAAGUUUUAAAUCGAAACAAUGAAGAAAUUAACAAAUUAUUUGAAAAACACCAAAAGACAGAAGAAAUGUUCCUCGAUAGGAGAACUAAGGAUGAGGCAAAAUAUGCCGAUGAAUUAGAGAACCUGAGAUCUAGUGAGGCCAAUGAUCAACAAGAGAGUAAGAUUAAGCUUGAAAACGAACUCCAGACCUUGCAAAAAUGUAUGGAAGACAUGAAAGCUGUCUAUAAACUUAACGAAGAAAAGCUUGAUUUCAAUCUCCGUGUGUUGAAGGAAAGAGAAGAUCAUAACAAGACACAAAAGACUAACAUGAUCAAGAGAUUGAACAAAUUGAAAAAUAGAAAGAGAAAGCUUGAAGAAGACUACAAAAAGGAGAAUACUAAACUCAAAAAUAAAAAUAUCGAACUUACAAAUUCAUAUAAAAGAAUUACACUACAGUUUAAAGAACUCCAGAAGAAAUUUAGAAGAUUCAAGAAAAGUGAUGAAAGAAGAUUCGAAGAGAUUUGGUUCAUGAACCAGAAUGAGGUAUAUGCACUAGUCAACAAGAUCUCCCAAGCUGAUAGGGUCAUCCAUGAACAACAAUUAGGAAUUGAGUGGAAACCUCCAACUGAUCCAGCUUUUAAUAAUCCUGACUUGAAGGCACAUGUUUCACAGACAAACCAGAAUGUCUCAGUAGCUGAAUCGCAGGGACAGUCUAAAUUAGACAUUGGAGAUACUCAAUCUCACCUCACUGGAGCAGAGAAAACAGAGGAAGGAAAGAUUCCUAUUUCAAAGAUCAAGGCGGUAUUCCAACUUCUAAUUGAAGAGAUGCCUUACCUCAUUGAAGACAAAAUCGAGCUUGAAUGUCAAAACCUAGAUCCAAGAACUGCCUUCAAGCGUAGACUUGACGCUGUGAGAAAGUCUCUAGAUAUCACAGAGAAGACAACUCUUUACAUGCUAGUGAACACUUUUUAUGAAUAUUCAAAAAACAAUGAUGAAGAAAAAUCUAAUGAAAAUGAAAUUCCUAUCGAAGCCAAUGAUGAAGACGAAGAACUUGACAUUGAAGGAUAUGAGAUCCUUGAUGUCCUCAGACAAUUCCAACAGAGGAAAGAAGAGUACCUCAGUAAUGCUAUGCUCACCGGAAAUCCUAGGAGCAAAAAGAGGCCUACCUUCCAAAAUGAAGAGCAGAAGAAAGAACUUGAUCAGAAAGCUGAGAACUAUAUCUGGCAGAAGAUGACCACUAUCCUCGAUGAGAGAAAACUGAGCGUAUGGAAGGCCCUUGAUUCAGCCUUUGCUAAGUACUACCAGCUGUUGGUUGAUAGAAAGAACCUGAUCGAAGACACAGCGUUGCUAAACACUCAGAAUGAGGAGCUUAAGACUCUUUUGAACCAAUAUCUUCAUGCUGGAGUGAACCAUGAGCUCAAAAUUCCUCCUACACAAGUGAUCAGAUUGGAUAUGUAAAUUCAGGAAUAAACCAAUAUUU